GCUCCUUCAGCUAAUUAUUAAUGGCUGGUCCCUCCCUGCUAUAGGGAUCGCUCAUAGCUCAUGGUGGGUAGGUGAUAUAUAGAGCUGACAGCUGGAGGGUCUCCUCAUCAUCCUCCUCCAUUGAGAAGACCUCUCAUCAUGAGGGUACUGCUGGUGUGGCUUGCACUGGGCUACUGGCUCCCUGGGUGUGCAGAGAAUAUAUGGCAUAGGUUUGCAAGGCUGCCUUUCCCAAAAGAUAACUUGUUCCUCUAUGACACCUUUCCCCAGGACUUCAUGUGGGCAGUGGGCACAGCUGCAUAUCAGGUGGAGGGUGGCUGGCAGCAGGAUGGCAGGGCACCCUCUAUAUGGGACACACAUUGCCACAAGGAUGGACGUGCCACAGGAGAUGUGGCCAGUGACAGCUACAACAACCUCUACAGGGACACAGCAGCUCUCCAGAUUUUGGGGGUCUCGCACUACAGGUCCAUUUCUUGGUCCAGGUUGUUUCCUAAUGGGACUGAUGCAGGUCCCAGCCAGGCAGGGUAUUCAUAUUACAGGGCACUCAUCGAUAGGUUAAAGGAGGUGGGUAUAAAACCUGUGGUUACCCUUUACCACUGGGACCUACCUCAGAAGCUACAGGAUAUCUAUGGUGGAUGGGUCAAUGAGGCCAUGGUGGGGUUUUUUGAAGCCUAUUCUAAAGCUUGUUUUAACCUUUGAAAAGAUGUGAAGUAUUGGAUUACUAUCGACAAUCCGUAUGCGGUAGCUUGGCAUGGAUAUUCUACUGGCAGUUUGCCCCCUGGCAUUAAAGGGAGAAUACUUGGGUACAAAGCUGGACAUAAUCUCAUAAAGGCUCAUGCUCGUGUAUGGCAUCUUUACGACACAGAAUUCCGUCCCCUACAAAAAGGUCAAGUGUCUAUAGCGCUGGCUUCUCAUUGGAUAGACCCAGUAAAUGUGACGCAACACUGCAUCCAGGAAUCUAGGAAAUCCCUUGAUUUUGUCUUGGGAUGGUUUGCUAGGCCAAUAUUUAUUGAUGGUGACUAUCCUCCAUCUAUGAAGCACAACCUAUCUUCCCUUCUGCCUGAGUUUACUGAAGAGGAGAAAAGGUUCAAUAAAGGAACAGCUGACUUUUUUGCUCUUUCCUUUGGGCCCAUAUUGAGUUUUCAAAUGCUGGACCCAGAUAUGAAGUUCAGACAGAUGGAAUCCUUAUCUCUGAGGAUGCUUCUUUACUGGAUAAGCACAGAGUACAACCAAGUACCAAUAUUUAUUGUAGAGAACAGCUGGCUUAUUGCAGCCUUUACCAAGCGGGAAGAUGCAAAGUAUAUGUAUUAUCUGAAGACGUUUGUCAUGGAGACUUUAAAGGCAAUCAGAAUAGACGGAGUGAACGUCAUUGGGUACACCGCCUGGUCUCUUAUGGACGGUUUUGAGUGGCACAGAGAGUACAAGAUCCGACGUGGAUUAUUUUAUGUCGAUUUUGCAAGCCAGAACAAAAAACUAAUGCCCAAAUCUUCAGCUUUAUUCUAUCAGCAACUUAUUAAAAAGAAUGGAUUCCCUCCGCUGCAAGAGAAUCAACCUGCCCAAGGAACAUUUCCAUGUAGCUUUGCUUGGGGAGUUACUGCUUCCACAAUACAGAUUGACACAAUACCCGCCCAGUUCAAUGACCCUAGUGUCUACGUAUGGGACAUGAAUAAGACAAAGGGGCUUACGAAGGUGGACGGUCUGAAAAUGCCAAGAAGAAAGACCCAUUGUGCAGACUAUGCUUCUAUAAGGCUUCAAAUAUCUAUGCUACAGUCAACACACAUUGACCAUUUUUACUUCUCACUGAAAUGGAGUUCUAUUGUUCCGCAUGGGAACAUUUCCCAGAUCAAUCACAGCAUCUUACACUAUUACCAGUGUUUUGUAAGUGAGCUUGUACGAGUUAACAUUACACCGGUAGUUUCUUUGUGGCAGCCUAUGGCCAAGCACCAAGGAAUGCCUUCAAAGUUCUAUAAAAUGGGAGGAUGGGACUAUAUACACACUGUUGACGCAUUUGUUGAAUAUGCUAGGCUGUGCUUCAAAGAGCUUGGAAAUUAUGUGGCCAUCUGGAUAACCAUGCACGAGCCCCCGGUGAGAAAUCUAACCUCAACAUCAGGGCACAACCUCCUAAAGGCCCAUGCCUUAGCUUGGCAUCUGUAUGACAAAGAAUUCCGAAAGACACAAAAAGGAAAAAUUUCUCUGGCCCUGCAGGCCGAUUGGGUGGAACCAGCGUCUCCUUUUUCUCGAAAUGACAACAACACAAGUGAGAGGGUCUUAGAAUUUGAGAUCGGCCGUCUAGCAGAUCCAAUUUUUCUCAGUGGAGAUUAUCCAAAAGUAAUGCGUGAAUGGUUAAGCCAGAGGAACAGUCAUGGAGUAUUUGACUUUCAUUUACCUCAUUUUACAGAGAAUGAAAAGAAGUUGAUCAAAGGGACCUUUGAUUUUUUUGCUUUAACCCAUUAUACUACUGAACUUGUGCACUGGGAGAUGGAAGAUACUGUAAGAUAUGAUUAUGGACUUGAAGUUCAGUUUAUUACUGAUAGUACGUUCCUACAUUCCCCACACAAGUAUGCUGUGGUUCCUUGGGGACUGCGUAAAAUAUUGAACUGGAUAAAAUCCAAGUAUGGAGAUGUCCCAAUUUAUGUCCUGGGAAAUGGAAUUGACGAUGGAAAACUGGAUGAUAAACUGAGGAUCUAUUAUAUUCAACAUUAUAUUAAUGAAGCUUUAAAAGCCACCCUGAUAGAUGGAGUUGACCUUCGUGGAUAUUUUGUUUAUUCCUUCACUGACAAGAUGGACCCCCAGUUUGGCAUGUUUAAAUAUGUCGCCAAUAAAUACGAGGCUAAAGAUUCAAAGACUAUAUAUAGAAGAAUCAUAGAUAACAAUGGAUUUCCAAGUGUGGACGCCACUCCUGCCCCUUGUCCGGAGGAGAUUUUUGAAUGCGCGGACUGUCACAUGUUUCAGACUAGAAAAUAUUUGUUUGCUUUUGUGGCUUUUAUGUGUUUUGUAUUCAUUGUCUCUGUCUUUAUGAUCACGUAUUAUUCAAAAAAGGGCAAAAGGAGAUAUAAGUAGAGAAAGCAAACAUUUGGUAGAGACAGGUUGGGUAGAGAAGGGCCCUGGUGGACGGCCCUUUGGCUCUUACGCCACCAGUUGUCUUUCAUGUCAGCCAUAUCAUCUGUAGGAAAUCCUGUUGACAGUUUCCAAAGUGACUUGGUGGGUCCUAAAUAUUUUGCACAGUUUAGUAUCUGUUUCAUGAAGAUGGUGCUGAGAACACCACUAUUUGCAGAGCUGACUCUUAAAACUGUGAAUUCAUACAUAGACAGUAAUGUAAAAAUAGUGAUAUAAACUAGGUCUGUGCUUUGUAGAGCUCUAUUUUUGAAUACACCCCCUGUUGGAAUCUUUACUGAAUGUUCUGUAAUUUUAAAUUAAAUGAUUUUAUACUGUUAGGUCCAGUAUCAGACGCUUAGGAGAAUUGACCAAUCAUAUUUAUUAGCAGACAUUCUAUUGGCUCAUUUGUUUAUGUGAAUCUCAUCGUAGUACCCAGCAUUUAUAACUCUCACUCUCACACAGCAUUUAUAGCAUCUCAGAACACUGCAUGUGUCGUCAGACCAUUCACAGAUGCCAGUCCAUUUGCUAGCACUGGAGAGACGUUCUAAGAUGUCUCAGCAGGACCUGCCUCCCAGCCAAUCAAUGGCUGAGCUGUAACACACUGCAGACAGUGAUUGGCUGAGCGAGCAAUUCCUGCACUGAUGUCUGGUCUUAGAGGUAUAAAUGAGCAGAGGGACUGGAAGUUACUGGACUGGGGUAGGUCAGUGGCGUUGCUAGGGUUGGUGUCACCCGGUGCGGUAGAAAAUGGUGUCAACCCCAUACCUACCCCCCCCCUCAGUAAGUUUUUAGCCUGUUGUGACAGACACCACUGUUGUAGCGCAUUGUGAGAAAUUCCAGUAUAAUAAUCAGAUAUACCAGUUGCCACAGAAUGGGAAAGUGUUAAAAAAGUUUUGACCAUUUAAAUAUACAGCUCCCAGAAUUACUUAAAGGGGUACUCCACUGGAAAACACUUACUUUUAUAUCAACUGGUGCCAGAAAGUUAAACAGAUUUUUAAAUUACUUCUAUUUAAAAUCUUAAUCCUUACAGUACUUAUAAGCUGUUGUAUUCUCCACGGGAAGUUGUGCAGUUCUUUCCAGUCUGUUCACAGUGCUCUGUCUGUCCAUGUUCGGAACUGUCAAGAGCAGGAUAGGUUUGCAAUUGGGAUUAGCUCCUACUAUGGACAGUUCUUGACAUGGACAGAGGUGUCAGCACAGAGCACCGCGGUCAGACAGAAAAUAAAUUAAAAAAGUAAAGAACUUCCUGUGAAUCACUUAUACAGCAGCUAAUAAGUACUGGAAGGAUUAAGAUUUUUAAGUAGAAGUAAUUUAUAAAUCUGUUCAACUUUGUAGCACCAGUUGAUUAAAAAUAAUGUUUUCCAGUAGAGUACCCCUUUAUGCAGUGGUAAGGUUAUGCUGGGAGUUGUAGUUUCACUCAUCAUAACUGUAGAACUGACAAGGGACUACAGCUCUGAUAGGACAUAGAGAGGAGAAUGUACAAUGAUAUCAGUGACUACAGGUGACGUCUUCUCUAUAGUGAGGAGAAUACACAAUGAUACCAGUGACUACAGGUGACGUCUUCUCUAUAGUCUUCCCUUAUCUAAUUCAGAUGGUACAUACAGCCGGGUCCAGCUAAAACUUCUGUCUGUAGAAUGUGACGCCCAGACGUCUCCUCACUAUGUCAGCGCAUUCUCAUCCUCUAUAUGAAAACAAGUAUUAUUAUAAACCUGCCAGACACUGUAUCCUCUAAAUAUAAUGCUACUAUACACUAUACUCUUUGAUUAUAAACCUUCCAUACACCGUACCCACUGAAUAUAAUACUACCACACACUGUUCAUUCUGAAUAUAAUACCAACACAUACUGUACACUCUGAAUAUAAAUCUGCCACAUACUGUACCCUCUGAAUAUAAAUCUGCCACAUACUGUACCCUCUGAAUAUAAAUCUGGUGGUGUUGCUAGUGGAUGAUGGGGGUGCUAGUACUGGGGGGGGGGGGUGUUGCUGGAGGAUGAUGAGGGUGCUACUGGCCAUCCCCCUGGCAGUAUCACCCCCAUCAUCCAUCGGCAGGAUCAUCCUCCUGGCAGGAGCACCGCCAUCAUCCACCAUCAGGAUCUGCUGAUGGAGGUGCUGCUGCUGGGGGGGGUUUGCCGGUGGAUGAUGAGGGUGCUACUGCCAGGGGGGAGCAUUAGGUAGGCAGCAGUUCCCCCACUUAAGGUAGGUAGCAUUUCCCCCACAUUAGGUAGGUAGCAGUUUCCCCACAAAAGGUAGCAUAGAUUCCCCACAUUUGGUACCAGUUACCCCACAUUAAGUAAUAAUUUCCCCACAUUAGGUAGCACAGAUUCCCCACAUUAGGUAGCACAGAUUCCACACAUUAGGUAGUACAGAUUCCACACAUUAGGUAGCACAGAUUCCACACAUUAGGUAGCAGUAUCCCCACAUUAGGUAGCACAGAUUCCCCACAUUAGGUAGCAGCUUUCCCACAUUAUGUAGCAGCUUUGGCACAUUAGGUAGCAGUUUUCCAACAUUAGGUAGCAGUUUCCCCACAUUAGGUAGCAGUUUCCCCACAUUAGGUAGCAUAGAUUCCCCACAUUUGGUAGUAGUUUCCCCCCAUUAGGCCGCAGGUUCCCUUGCAUGUUCCCCACAAUAGGUCAAAGUCUCCCCACAUUAGAUCGCUGGUUCAAACA
This is a messenger RNA of Hyla sarda, 5752 nucleotides long. RefSeq names its product klotho (gene KL). The record is from RefSeq and is a predicted model, not a curated record. Gene Ontology annotation, biological process: carbohydrate metabolic process. Gene Ontology annotation, molecular function: hydrolase activity, hydrolyzing O-glycosyl compounds. NCBI's taxonomy places the organism in Eukaryota, Metazoa, Chordata, Amphibia, Anura, Hylidae.